This is a messenger RNA of Jaculus jaculus (lesser Egyptian jerboa), 1339 nucleotides long. RefSeq names its product G protein-coupled receptor 84 (gene Gpr84). Gene Ontology annotation, biological process: neuropeptide signaling pathway. The record is from RefSeq and is a predicted model, not a curated record. Bases 97 to 1275 code for a protein of 392 amino acids. NCBI's taxonomy places the organism in Eukaryota, Metazoa, Chordata, Mammalia, Rodentia, Dipodidae. The transcript is spliced from 2 exons. Gene Ontology annotation, molecular function: urotensin II receptor activity. Gene Ontology annotation, cellular component: membrane.
CUCGCUGCCCACCAGCAAAGCCUGCUCUUUGAGAGAGUUAGACUUCCUUCACUAGAGAGAACACUGAAGACGAGACUAGAAACCUCAGCCUCCAUCAUGUGGAACACCACGGAUGCCAACUUCUCCUGCUACCACGAGUCCGUGCUGGGCUAUCGUUACUUCGCAGUUAGCUGGGGGAUUAUGGUGGCCGUGACGGGCGCUGUGGGCAACGUGCUCACCCUGCUGGCCUUGGCUAUCCGACCCAAGCUCCGGACGCGCUUCAACCUGCUCAUCGCCAACCUGACCCUGGCGGACCUACUGUACUGCGUCCUCCUGCAGCCCUUCUCAGUGGACACCUACCUGCACCUGCGCUGGCGCACGGGCGCCACCUUCUGCAGGGUAUUCGGACUGUUGCUGUUUGCCUCCAACUCCGUCUCCAUCCUCACCCUGUGCCUCAUCGCCCUGGGCCGCUACCUGCUCAUCGCCCACCCCAAGCGCUUUCCCCAAGUUUUCAGCGCCAAGGGGAUAGCGAUGGCCCUGGUGGGCACCUGGGCCGUGGGUGUGGGCAGCUUCGUCCCCUUGUGGCGGGUGUUCGUCUUGGUGCCUGUGGUCUGCACCUGCAGCUUUGACCGCAUGCGAGGUCGGCCCUACACCACGGUCCUCUUGGGCAUCUACUUUGUGCUGGGCCUCAGCAGCGUGGGCGUCUUCUACUGCCUCAUCCACCGGCAGGUGAGGCAAGCAGCUCGGGCACUGAACCGGUACGGGCUGCAGCAGGCCAGCGUCCACUCCAGCCACGUGGCCGGGACCGACGAGGCCGUGCCUGGCCGCUUCCAGGAGCUGGACAGUGGGCUGGCUUCAAGGGGGACCAGUGAAGGUAUUUCCUCUGAGCCGGUCAGUGCCGCGACCACCCAGACCCUGGAAGGGGACUCAUCCGAAGCUGGGGAUCUGGACAGCAAGAAGGCAGCUGCGCAGAACCUUCCGGAAGGAGGUGCCAAGGCCACGGCGCCUAAGGGAGCCCGGAGGACUCAGGACUCCCCGUCAGAGUUUGGGAAGGUGACUCGGAUGUGUUUCGCAGUGUUCCUGUGCUUUACGCUCAGCUACAUCCCCUUCCUGCUGCUCAACAUCCUGGACGCCCGGGCCCAGGCUCCGCGGGUGGUCCACAUGGUGGCCGCCAACCUCACCUGGCUCAACGGCUGCAUCAACCCGGUGCUCUACGCGGCCAUGAACCGCCAGUUCCGCCAAGCCUACGGCAGCAUCCUCAACCGAGGGCCCCAGAGCUUCCGGAGGCUCCGGUAGAACCAGCGGAGACCAGAGACAGCCUGACCUGCUCAGGAGGGACUGGGGCCUAGACGACCUCCAC